AUGUCGGAAAGCAAAAGGUUGGAAAUCUUUGAAAGUGAUUAUUAUAGAAUGUAUACAAAUGCAUUGAGACUCAUAGGAUUGUGGCCUUUUGAAUGCACAUACCGGCAAAGAAUCAUACGUUUUUUUAUUAUCAUCCUUUUAAUAACUUUCACGAUUCUGCAAGGUAUACGUCUUUACGAGGAAUUCGGUCAAAAUUUAGACAUAGUUUUAGAGCUCAUAGGUUCUAUUACAUUCUUCAUAGGCUGCAUUCUUAAAUAUAUUGUAACGAUACAAACACAAUCAAUGUUUCAAUUUUUAUACGAACAAAUUCAGAGUCAUUGGGAAAUAGUUACGAACCGAGAACGCCGAAUAUUAGAACAGUCGGCAAACGACAGUCAGUUUUUUACUAAACUCUACAUGGGCGCUGCUUAUGGUGCUUUAAUAGUGUACGUUUCCACACCUAUAAUCGUACCAAAUGUUUUGGACGUCGUAAUACCUCUUAAUGAAUCUCGUGCAAAGACGUUUCCUUAUUUUAUCGAGUACUUUAUUGAUACAGAGGUGUACUAUUAUCAGUUAAUGGCACAUGGAACGCUUUGCUUUACUAUUUCCGCACUAGUUUAUGUUAGCAUUGACACCAUGUAUGCUACGUGCUCUCAACAUCUCUGCAGUCUUUUUGAUGUUGUUGAAUAUCGGCUUGAAAAAGCAUCGAAAACUGAUAGCAAAAUGAAUGUAAACCUAGACCUCAAUGGCAAUGAUAAAAAUAUAUAUAAAUUACUUAAUGAAGCUAUAGUCUUACAUCAAGAUUCUUUGGAAUUUGCUUUGUUUAUUGAAAAUACAUAUGCUUCUUGCUUCCUACCGGUAUUGGGCUUAUACUUAACUAGUAUUGUAAUUGUCGCUGUUGAUAUAGUUAUAAACCUAGGUGAUAUGAAUCAAAUCAUAAGAUUGUCCAUUUUAUACUUUGCUUUUUCAUUCCAUGUGUUUUUUAACUGUGUUCCGGGGCAAAAAAUACACGAUAAAAGUGUCAGCAUUAUGAACUCAGCAUAUUUUUCUGAAUGGUAUAAUUUGCCACUUGAAGCGAAAAAAUUAAUUCAAAUAAUAAUACACAGAAGCUCAAUUCCUUGUAAAUUUACAGCUGGAGGUAUAGUUGUACUGAAUGUUGAAAAUUUUAUAGUUAUAAUGAAGUCUACAUUGUCCUACAUAACUCUUUUAUCAUCAAUAAGAUAA
Nasonia vitripennis (jewel wasp) is the source of this 1203-nucleotide messenger RNA. It is a transcript of the gene Or158, whose product is annotated as odorant receptor 158. Gene Ontology annotation, cellular component: plasma membrane. The coding region runs from base 1 to 1203 and encodes 400 amino acids. The record is from RefSeq and is marked inferred. Gene Ontology annotation, biological process: detection of chemical stimulus involved in sensory perception of smell; sensory perception of smell. The transcript has 9 exons. NCBI's taxonomy places the organism in Eukaryota, Metazoa, Arthropoda, Insecta, Hymenoptera, Pteromalidae. Gene Ontology annotation, molecular function: olfactory receptor activity; odorant binding.